Messenger RNA from Arachis ipaensis, 1698 nucleotides. Its product is annotated as putative glucan 1,3-beta-glucosidase A. Gene Ontology annotation, biological process: establishment or maintenance of cell polarity; actin filament bundle assembly; cell migration. Gene Ontology annotation, molecular function: actin filament binding; hydrolase activity, hydrolyzing O-glycosyl compounds. The record is from RefSeq and is a predicted model, not a curated record. Lineage: Eukaryota; Viridiplantae; Streptophyta; Magnoliopsida; Fabales; Fabaceae. Gene Ontology annotation, cellular component: actin cytoskeleton; cytoplasm.
UUCUUACAAUCUUAUUCACAAAACAAUUUAGAAUGGCAUAUAGAUACUUGUUUGCCUUCUUGUUGGCUUUAUGCCUCUCACACCCUCCUCAUUCUGUUCUUGUUGCACAGAAUUUGCCAUACAAAGCUGUGAAUCUAGGAAACUGGUUGCUUGCUGAGGGAUGGAUGAAACCUUCUCUCUUUGAUGGAAUUGUCAACAAAGAUCUCUUGGAUGGAACUCAAGUGCAGCUAAUGUCCACUAAGUUCCAGAAAUAUCUCGCAGCAGAAAAUGGAGGAGGAGCUGAUCUUGUUGCCAACCGUGCUUCAGCUUCAGGUUGGGAAACAUUCAAGCUAUGGAGGGUCAGUGACACAUCUUUCAAUUUUAGAGUGUUUAACAAGCAAUUUCUUGGGCUAGAAAAUCAAGGCAGUGGAAACAAAAUCGUUGCAGUUUCCAACUCGCCUAGCAACCCGGAAACAUUUCAGAUUGUAAGAAAUAGCAACGACCCCAACAAAAUUAGAAUCAAAGCAUCUAACGGUCUGUUCUUGCAGGUUCAAUCGGAGACAUCAGUGACAGCAGAUUAUGCAGGCACUAAUUGGGAUGAGAAUGACCCCUCUGUCUUUCGUUUAAAUGAUAAAGUUGCAAAUCAGUUACAAGGAGAGUAUCAACUUACCAAUGGUUAUGGCCCUGCUAGAGCUCCUCAAGUCAUGCAUAAUCACUGGGAUGCAUAUAUAACCGAAGAUGAUUUCAGAUUCAUGUCUGAAAAUGGAUUAACUGCAGUUAGAAUACCCGUUGGAUGGUGGAUAGCACAAGACCCGAAUCCACCUAAGCCUUUUGUAGGGGGAUCUUUGGCAGCUUUGGACAAUGCUUUUACAUGGGCGCAAAAGCAUGGGAUGAAGGUGAUAGUGGACUUGCAUGCAGUUCAAGGUUCUCAGAACGGCAAUGAUCACAGUGGGGCAAGAGAUGGAUAUAUAGAAUGGGGAGAUUCAUACAUACCAAACACAGUCUCAGUCAUUGACUUCUUAGCACGAAGAUACGGUGGCAAUCCAAGCCUAGGAGGAAUAGAAUUGAUGAAUGAGCCGUCGGGUGUCAAUCUAGAUAGCCUCAAAAACUAUUACAAGCAAGCUUAUGAUGCUGUGAGGAGAUAUAGCCAGAGUGCUUAUGUCAUCAUGUCAAACCCAUUGGAUCAUGAUUCUAAAGUACUUCUCUCAUUUGUCCAAGGUUUUAAUAAUGUAGUUAUUGAUGUGCAUUACUACAAUCUUUAUUCCGAUUACUUCAAUAGCCUGAACGCACAACAAAACAUUGACUUCAUAAGAAAUCAAAGAGCCUCGGAUCUCAGCGGUGUCUCUUCAACUAAUGCUCUUAGUUUUGUUGGGGAAUGGACUGGUGCAUGGAGCGUGCAAGGUGCAUCAAAGGAAGAUUAUCAGAACUAUGCAAAAGCACAAUUGGAUGUGUAUUCACGUGCAACCUUUGGAUGGGCAUAUUGGUCCUACAAAUGUCAAUAUGAUCAAUGGAGCCUUAAGUGGAUGAUCGAGAAUGGUUACAUAACUCUAAAUUGAAUUUCAGCAUAAUAUAUGUUUACUCUUUUCUUCAGUUCACUACUCUAUGCUGAAAAAUAAGCUGAACAAACUAAUAAUGAUAAAUUGCUUUGUACCCCACUCUCAUAUAGUGCAAUCAGUAACAUACCAUCCUACCUUCAAAUAUCAUAUAGUGUUUUUAUUA